Messenger RNA from Neoarthrinium moseri, 1524 nucleotides. RefSeq lists its product as uncharacterized. Gene Ontology annotation, biological process: fungal-type cell wall biogenesis; carbohydrate catabolic process. NCBI's taxonomy places the organism in Eukaryota, Fungi, Ascomycota, Sordariomycetes, Amphisphaeriales, Apiosporaceae. Gene Ontology annotation, molecular function: mannan endo-1,6-alpha-mannosidase activity. The transcript has 6 exons. The record is from RefSeq and is a predicted model, not a curated record. The coding region runs from base 1 to 1524 and encodes 507 amino acids.
AUGCAUCUCUCAUUGCUACUGUAUUUUCUGAGGCUCGCCACGGUUGCGCUUUGUGCGCUCGAGGUCGAUCUCGAUUCACCAGACUCGAUUCGAAGUGCGGCGAAGCAGGUCGCCUAUGAUCUGAUGACCUUCUACAAGGGCAACCAGUCAGGUCAGGUCCCAGGAAUCCUACCUGGACCCCCGCCCAAUGGCGAUUACUACUGGUGGCAAGGAGGAGCCCUUUGGGGCACGAUGCUGGACUACUGGCACUAUACAGGAGAUGACACCUACAAUCAUGUCGUGAACCAGUCUCUACUUUUCCAGACGGGGCCCGACAGGGACUAUAUGGAGCCGAACUGGACCGCCUCGCUCGGCAACGACGACCAAGCCUUCUGGGGCAUGUCUGCGAUGUUAGCUGCUGAAGUCAAGUUCCCCGACCCUCCCAAGGGCUUGCCGCAGUGGCUGGCUCUGGCGCAAGCAGUGUGGAACGAGCAAGCGAGUGAAGAUCGUCGCAACAGCAGUUUGUGCGGCAUGGGCCUCAGGUGGCAGAUCUAUCCCCAGAAUCCGGGCUAUGAUUACAAAAAUACCAUCGCAAACGCCGCUUUCUUCAACAUCGGGGCCCGCCUUGCCCGCUACACGGAGAACAACACCUACGCCACGUGGUGUGAAGACACCUGGAAUUGGCUGUUCGAGUAUGGCAUCAUGGUCAACAACAAUAACGUCUACGACGUCGCUGAUGGUGUACACAUCUGGGCCAAAGAGAUGGACGGCAGUCUACGCCUUGACUGCGGGCAAGUUGGCAAGGCUCAGUUCACAUACAAUGCCGCGGCGCUCAUCCAGGGGGCAGCGUUUCUGUACAACUACACGAACGGCAAUAAGACUUGGGCGUAUCGCAUCGAGGGCUUGCUCAAUGGUAUCGAACAGCACUUCAUCAGCAACGACACACAGUCCCCACGCACACUAAUCGAGCCCGCGUGCGGUGAUGCCACCGCCACCUGCACAGUAGACAUGCGCAGCUUUAAAGGAUACACCCACCGCUGGCUCGCAACGACGGCCCAGCUAGCCCCGUUCACGGCCAAACGCAUCCGCAUAAUCCUCAAGUCGUCUACCCAGGCCGCCGUUAACCAGUGCACCGGUGGUGCGAACGGGAGGAUGUGCGGCUUCCAGUGGGCAUCGGGUACUUUCACCGGCCCACCUGGAGCCGGGGAGCAGAUGAACGUUGUUGCAGCGCUGUCCUCUCUCCUUUCUCUCCUGGAUCAGGGUAUCAAUGCUCCAGUCACCAACAGCACGGGCGGCACCAGUACUGGGGACCCCAACGCCGGCGUGAGGAAGCCUUUGACCCAGCAACCUUUCAGCAUCACCGUUAGUGACAAGGUCGGGGCUUUCAUCAUCACCGCUGUUCUAGCACUUGGGGCAAGCGUUAUGCUCAUUUGGAUGAGCAUGGAUGAAGGUUUGAUCAACAAGAGAGCUUCGUACGGCUUACAAGAGUCUUACGAUCUCGAGGAUAUGUCACGAAAACGAGGCAUUCUCUCCAGAUACCGCUGA